GAAUUAAUUUAUCCAAAAUAUGAUUCUUUUUUUGGAGUUUCUUUUUUGUGAGGGGGUGAGGAAAUAGAAGUGUCGCGCUGUCGUUUUUUUAUUAUUCUGCGACGACUUAAAAUAAACAUAAUAUGUAUAUUGAAAUUGACGAGCCACAUAGUCUGGAGCGGGGCUGAAUAAGAAGAAGUCAAAAGAGAAAUGUAGAAUUGUAUAUAGAUUAUAUACAAGUUUCCAGUCAGUAUCUCUCUGACGGUUCUCCACUGAUGCUGUGUUGUGUUUCGAAAAAGGCCGCAGCAGGGGCGGACCUAGAACCCCCUUUGUUAGGUCUACGUUGUGGUAGAAUUAUUGCAAAUCGUGGCUCAUCAUUGCACGUGAAUAAUGCCGAAAAAUUCGCAAAUCCACAAACGUCUAAGGAGAAGGUCGAUUUAAAUCAUCAUGAAGAUGUGCCGUCCAUCCUUUUGCCGUGCGCGAUUUGCGCACGGACCUUUGCUCCAAAUUCACUGGAUAAACAUGCCAAGAUCUGCGAGAAAUCGUCCAUUAAAAAGAGAAAGCCCUUCGAUUCUGCCAAGCAGAGAAUCCAGGGCACCGAACUCGAAGAAUUUCUUCCAAAGCAAGAAAAUAAACGAUCUUAUCAGGACGAAAGGAUUGCUCGAUCAAAGUCCUCGUGGAAACAAACGCACGAUGAAUUUCUUCGUGCAAUUAGAGCAGCGCGCGGUGAACCUACUGAAAUUCAAACGAGACAAUCGACAAACCAAAUUACUUCCGGUGCACCAACAAGAGCAAAUGAAAAGGGUAUAUGUCCAACUUGUUGUCGGCAAUUUGGUAUCAAAGCUUAUGAACGUCAUGUGGCAUGGUGUAAGGAAAGAUCAACACGACUUCCUAUUAGUCCUGCGACAAAUGUUGCCAAAGAACGAUUGGAAGCACGAAUUAGAUAUCGAGCGCCAGCGUUAAAAAAUCGAAGACCCACAGUAAGGGAAAAAUAUAUGCCCGGUUCAACAUCUAAUUUGGGUUACACUGCCAAAGUCUCUACAUCCAAUCUAGCAAAUGCGAUUAAGCCCAGGGAAAGCGUGUCACUUCCCAACUGUAAUAAGAACACCGAAAAUUUACCAAAACACAAGCUAGCUACACGGAAAUCAAAUUCAAGUAAUAUUUCUAUUCCAACGGGUCCUCUUAAAUCGAGACCAGUAGAUCGAGCUAAUAGGUUCAUUCUUCCGGAUCGUCCAGCUUGGAAUAAUUAUGUUCGAAAGCAUCCGGAUUUUUUUAUGGUUCUUAAGGGUAGAACUUGCAGUAAUAAAACGUAUGAUCCUUUUCUCAUGGCCGAACAACAAAUGCAGGAUCUCUUGUCAGACACGAGUGAUCAAUUUUCAACAGACGGACAAUUAAAUCGACAAAAUUCCCUUCUUUUUCCUCUCACACAUUCAUCGGCAUUUGUCACAUAUCCCACAUCACAAUCAUUAACAACUUCUAUUGUUGAUUCAAUAAAAAAACGUGGUUCCGUAUUAGCUCCACCCAAUGAAUUUAACGAUGAUUUAACAUCGGAAUUUUCUGAGACAAAUUCAGAAAUUUUUCCCAACAAUCACAUGACACGCGAUAAAAUUAUCAAUUCAACAAAUAAAGAAAAAUCACAAGAUCACAUUUUAAAUCGACGUGUUAUUAUUGACAAAUCAAAAGCAAUUGAUAAUGAAAAUUUAGAUCGUAUUCGAAAUUCAUCAUCAUCAUCGUCAUUGGCUACAGUUGAUAAAACACGAAAAAUGCUUGAAAAAAUUCCAACACAAAAAAUUAAUCGUCCUCUAAUGAUUAAUAGAUCAAAUUCGGUUCGUGCAGUUUCGGCACCAAAAAUUCCUGAAAGAAAAAUUUCCUCAUCAUCAUCUAAUAGUAGUAGUAAAAAUAGUAGUAGCUAUACGAGUACAAUAAAUGGAAGUAAUUUGAGUUUAAAUUCGUGUGUUUCAUCGGACAUUGAUAUGAAACGUUCAAAUUCAAUGUUUGAUGAAUUGAUGAGCUCCUUUGAGGAGGAUAGCUCGACAAUUCUUCCAUCCUUAAAAUCCUUUCUUAAAAGUGAUCCUUUAUCCAUGUCUAGUCCGAUCCAGAGCAAUCUCAAACGAAAUGGCCAAAUUAGCGACGAUGAAUUGUCAUCAAUUGAUAGUUUCAAGAGGCAGGAUCACGGUAAACUCAGCGCAGAUUCUGCAUACAGCAGUUUAAAUCGAAAAUAUUACAACCAUGGACGCAGCACAAACGAUAUGGCGAGUCGUCUCGAUGAAGAUCCACCAGCACGAUAUCGAGAGGGCGAUUCACGAUUUUUAAAUAAAAGUAAAAUGUCCAAAUUCUGUCACGAGUGUGGUUCAAGAUUUCCAGAAAGUGCCAAGUUUUGUUGCGAAUGUGGUAUCAAAAGGCUUACCCUAAUGUGGAUUUGUAGAAGUUUGGAAAAUUUAUUUCGCUCAAGGCCCUUGUUUCAAACAUGUAUGAAUUCAACAAUUUCAAUUUCGAGAAAUCUUCAUAUGAAUAUUUCGACAGCGGAUAAAGCGGAAUGCAAAGUGGAUUCAAAUAGUGCUUAUACGACAGUGGAUCAUUGUUAUGAUUGUGUAAUUAUUGGUGCUGGUGGUGCUGGAUUGAGAGCAGCUUUUGGCUUAGGAAGUAAAGGAUAUCGUGUUGCUGUUAUCACAAAACUUUUUCCAACAAGAUCGCAUACAGUUGCGGCUCAAGGGGGAAUAAAUGCCGCUAUCAGUGCACAGCAUGAGGACAAUUGGCUUUAUCACAUGUACGACACUAUCAAAGGAUCCGAUUGGCUUGGCGAUCAGGAUGCAAUUCAUUUUUUGACACGCGAAGCACCAAAGGCCGUUUUUGAACUCGAAAAUUUUGGAUGUCCAUUUAGUCGUACGGAGGAAGGAAAAAUUUAUCAACGAGCUUUUGGUGGACAAACAUUAAAAUACGGCAAGGAAGGUCCUGCAUUUCGAACCUGUGCAGUUGCUGAUCGUACAGGACAUUCUGUUUUACAUACACUUUAUGGACAAAGUCUUAAAUACAGUGUAAAUUAUUUUGUCGAAUAUUUUGCACUCGAUCUUCUAUUUCACGGACAAUGUUGUAAAGGAGUUUUGGCAUUGGAAUUAGAGACUGGUCUUUUGCAUCGAUUUCGAGCUCAUCACACGAUAUUGGCAACUGGGGGGUCAGGACGAUGUUUUUUUUCUUGCACUGGUGCUCAUACGUGUACAGGUGAUGGAAUGGCUAUGGCUUCUAGAGCAGGUCUUCCUCUUCAGGAUAUGGAAUUUAUUCAGUUCCAUCCGACUGGAAUUUAUGGAAGUGGAGUACUAAUGACAGAAGGAUGCAGAGGUGAGGGUGGAAAAUUGGUGAAUUCAAAUGGAGAAUUUUUCAUGGAAAAUUAUGCACCAAUUGCCAAGGAUCUUGCAUCUCGUGACGUUGUUUCGCGGGCAAUUACAAUGGAAAUUUUGGAAGGAAGAGGAGUUGGAGAGAGAAAAGAUCACAUUUAUUUACAAAUGAAUCAUCUGCCAACUGAAGUGAUUCGAACAAAAUUGCCCGGUGUUUCUCAUUUAGCUUGGGUUUUUGCUGGUGUAAAUACUGAAAAGGAACCAGUUCCUGUUAUUCCAACUGUGCAUUACAACAUGGGAGGAAUUCCUACGAAUUACAAAACACAAGUUUUGACGAGGGAAAAUGAGGAGGAUAAACCUUUAGCAGGUCUGUGGGCAAUUGGCGAAAAUGCUUGUACUUCAGUUCAUGGAGCCAAUAGACUUGGGGCAAAUAGUCUUUUGGAAAUUGUUGUUUUUGGAAAAGCUGUCACUGAUGAAAUUGAAUUAUUGACGAAACCAGGUGAACGUCAUGAAGAAGCCUCGCCGAAUUUGGGAGAUGAAGUAAUUUCCCGAUUUGAUGCAACUCGUCAUUCAAAUGGUGAUAUACCAGUGGCAAUUUUACGCGACAAUAUGCAAAGAACAAUGCAAAAAUAUUGUGCAGUUUUUCGCACCUGUGAUGUCCUUCAAAGAGGAUGCAGGGAAAUAUCUCGAUUGUACAUGUGUGAUCUGCCAAAUAUUUGCAUUCAAGAUAAAUCUCUAAUUUGGAAUACUGAAUUAGUGGAAGCUUUGGAAUUGCAAAAUCUUCUACUUAAUUGUUUACAUACUGUCUACUCAGCAGAAAAUCGAAAGGAGAGUCGAGGAUCACAUGCCAGAGAUGAUUUUAAAACAAGAAUUGAUGAGUAUGAUUAUACGAAACAAAUUGAGGGUCAAGAAAAAUUACCAUUGGAUAAACAUUGGCGAAAACAUACUCUUUCAUGGGCUGCUGAUGAUGGUUCUAUCAGUAUUUCUUAUCGUCCUGUAAUUGAUACAACUUUGGAUGAAGAAGAAGCUCAACAUGUACCCCCAGCAAUUCGUACAUAUUGAAUUAAAUUUAGAAAAAUUUUAAAUGCAAUUUAAAAAAAACGCCUUUUUAUUAUAUUAUAAAGAAUCUUUCAUUUAAAAAAAAAAAAUCUAUAAGAAUUGAAACAUUUUAUUUAAUCAAAUACUAUUUGUCCACUUUAAUUUUAUUCAAGAUGAAUAAUUUUCAAUUUUAAUAAACAACUAAAUAAUUAAACAAAAAGAAUAACAUAUAUUACAAAUUUUUUUUAAAAUUUAAAAUUUUUGCCGCGUUCUUUUUUGCAGCGCAUGUGCGUGAUAAAAAUAAAAAAAUAAUAAUGGGCACUAAUUCAAUU
Molecule: messenger RNA, 4681 nt
Organism: Leptopilina boulardi
Lineage: Eukaryota; Metazoa; Arthropoda; Insecta; Hymenoptera; Figitidae
Exons: 20
Coding region: 255-4373 (1372 amino acids)
Biological process (GO): tricarboxylic acid cycle; mitochondrial electron transport, succinate to ubiquinone
Molecular function (GO): electron transfer activity; succinate dehydrogenase (quinone) activity; flavin adenine dinucleotide binding
Source: RefSeq, a predicted model, not a curated record